AUGCUUUAUUGGCCGAAGCGUGGAGGCUUGUCGGCCGAUGACGUGCUUUCGCCUGAGGACGUCGAUAAGGGUGAUGAGGCAGGAACGUCGGCCCGCGCUAUGCGAUCCAUGGGCCGCUUGCAAACUGUGCACCUGAACGCGAACGGUGUUCGAGACUACUUUACUCGCUACGGUGAUGGUAUUCGACGGGUUCUGGCCGAUCAAGGUCCCAUGCCAACCUUCAAGGAGGCACCCGUCCUGGAAAAAUUGGAAACGUUUUUGAAUCGCAGUAUGCCACUCGAUCAACUUGCAGCGAUGAAAGCUGAACGUGAAAGAAAUUUAGCACGGUUAGCGAGUCUCAAGAAGAAGAUUGACUAG
This is a messenger RNA of Ostertagia ostertagi, 357 nucleotides long. Lineage: Eukaryota; Metazoa; Nematoda; Chromadorea; Rhabditida; Trichostrongylidae. The record is from the annotation of a GenBank genome assembly.